AUGGAUAAAGACAUGCUAGUCAACAUUUUCAAGAAGCUAGACGUGGUGGAUGUUAUCAUGGGAGCAUCACGAGUGUGCAUUACUUGGUUCCUUGCCUCUCACAACAAAACUAUAUGGAACACCAUCAAAUUCAACGAUACUGAUUCGAUUGUUGUAGAUAACACCAAGCAACCAACUCGAGUUGGCCUACUGGAUAAUAACAAUGGAGAGAAACAUCGAUACCAACUUAGGGAGAUAUUGAUUGAAAUCAACAAAUUCAGCCGUGCUGCCCCGGUUGAAUUUUUCUUCAAUGUUAAUAGCAAUGUGCUAGAAGAGGAUCUGGCGAUCAUUUCCAACGGGUUGCCAAAUAUCAGAAAACUUGCGUUACCAAUACAGGAAACUCAAAAUCUGAAUUCACUGGCAUCAUCUUUUAGUAAAUGGAAGAAUCUCAAAACCUUGAUUAUUGCCAAAUUUGCAAAUAAUGACGACUUGAACCAUGAGUUUAAAACUAUUGCAGAGAACUGUAGAAACCUUACCACCAUAAAACUAGCUUAUAGAUUGGACCAUAAAUUAGCCAAUAUAAUUCUUGGUAAGCUUCCGAACCUCGAGAGACUGAGCUUGCGCUGCACUUCUGUUAGUAUAAAAGCAGUUAAGUUGCUCAUCAUCGGCCUUCAGAACCUCAAAAGUCUUAACCUCUCACAUUGCUUAUUCACAAAACCGUAUUUUAGCAUCGACGUAAAGAGUGCAAUAAUAGGAAUGUCACGUACGGAUGAACUUGUACAACUCGGCACUCAGAAGCUUGAAAACUUUAAGGUGUGUUUUUGGGACUGCACAAUUUGUCUAGAUGUGUGGAAAGGUUCGUCAGAUCCUCGGUAUUAUAGCAACUAUGAGUAUAAGCAGUGGGAAACUGAUGAGAUAGAGGAGUUUGAGUUUUAA
Messenger RNA from Brassica oleracea var. oleracea, 915 nucleotides. Its product is annotated as putative F-box protein At4g11580. The transcript is spliced from 3 exons. NCBI's taxonomy places the organism in Eukaryota, Viridiplantae, Streptophyta, Magnoliopsida, Brassicales, Brassicaceae. Gene Ontology annotation, molecular function: protein binding. The record is from RefSeq and is a predicted model, not a curated record. Bases 1 to 915 code for a protein of 304 amino acids.